GUUCCUCCUUGAAAUGUCUGGAAAAUUCUCUACCAUUCUUUAAGCGCUUGUCAGACGCUUGGCAGCAAGACAACGUGGACUUGAGGCAACUUGAUAGGAAGCUCAUAACCUGCUUGGAUACAAGUGCGGCUUGCGCACAACGAUAGCACAGAACGGUCUCAAGGCAGCUAGUUUAAAGCGGUGGCGUGUAUUUUGUUUACGUUGGCAUUCACCAGUAGCCUAAGUUGGGCUAGCGGAGAGCUUUAACUAGCGUUAGUUAGCUAGCUAGCGUUGACCUCAGUCAGGCUGUUGCUUGCUGCAUUUGGCGUGGUUUGAGAAGUAGUUAGCUUUAGCCACGACUGUUAGCCAGUGUUAGUUUGAAUUGAAGUGCAGGUCGGAGUAGGAGGGGGGAAGCCUCUUCAUGACAAUGACUGCAGAGGAGCAGACAAGUGAAGGACAACACAGCAUCCCAAUGGAGGGAGAGGACAUCACACCAAAGAAAGAUGGGGGUGUUUUAAAGCUGGUGAAGCGGGAAGGCACAGGCACAGAGCUGCCCAUGACCGGUGACAAAGUGUUUGUACAUUAUGUGGGCACACUUCUGGAUGGUACUCAUUUCGACUCGAGCAGAGACAGGGGAGAGAAGUUUUCCUUUGAGUUGGGCAAAGGGCAAGUAAUAAAGGCAUGGGACAUCGGUGUGGCUACCAUGAAAGUGGGUGAGUUGAGCCAGUUCAUCUGUAAGCCAGAGUAUUCAUAUGGAUCUGCAGGAAGCCCACCCAAGAUACCACCUAAUGCCACUCUUGUUUUUGAGGUGGAGUUGUUUGACUUUCGAGGUGAGGACAUAACUGAGGAUGAGGAUGAAGGAAUCAUCCGUCGCAUUAUCACCAAAGGGCAGGGAUAUUCGAAGCCGAAUGAAGGAGCUUCUGUUGAAGUAACGGUGGAGGGUUCCUGUGAGGGACGUGUAUUUGACAAGAGAGAACUGAAGUUUGAGAUCGGAGAUGGAGAAAAUCUUGGUUUCCCAGUUGGAGUGGAGAAAGCUAUCAUGGCUAUGGAGCAGGAGGAGGAGGCACUCUUCACUAUGAAGCCUAAGUACGGCUUUGGGAAUGCAGGAAAUGAAAAGUAUAAUAUUCCUGGGGGAGCAACGCUGCAAUACAAAAUCAAGCUGACCAGCUUUGAGAAGGCUAAAGAAUCAUGGGAAAUGAACACAAUAGAGAAGCUGGAGCAGAGCACCAUUGUCAAAGAGAAAGGAACACAGUAUUUUAAGGAGGGAAAAUACAAGCAGGCAUCAGUGCAGUACAAAAGGAUCGUGUCAUGGCUGGAACAUGAAUCUGGUUUGUUGGAGGAGGAUGAGAAGAAAGCGAAAGCUUUGCGGCUGGCUGCACAUCUUAACUUGGCAAUGUGCUUCCUCAAACUGCAGGAGCCAAACCAAGCCCUAGAAAGCUGUGAUAAGGCCCUGGAGUUGGAUGCAUCCAAUGAGAAGGCUUUGUUCAGAAGGGGAGAGGCACUGUUUGGUAUGAAGGAGUUUGAUAAGGCAAGGGAUGACUUCCAGCAAGUUAUUCAACUGUAUCCUGCCAACAAAGCUGCCAAGAGCCAGGUGGUUCUUUGUCAGAAACGCAUCAAGGAGCAGCACGAGAAAGACAAACGCAUCUAUGCCAACAUGUUCCAGAAGUUUGCAGAGAGGGACUCAAAGAAAGAAGCAGAUAAGGUGAAGACUGGAAGCAACGGCAAUGAUGAGAUGGAGGUCGAGAAUGGAGACAAAGAAGCAGCAAGUGAAGCGAAAGUGUAGAUGAAGAUGAAACUAUGGUUCAUCAGUUCGUCAGACUUUUGUAACUUUGGCCAUUUGUGUUUAAGGUUUGACUGUGUUUGUUUAUGAAGUGUGUAUGUAAGAACGAGCGUGUCAAUGAGAGCACUGAUUUUGGGCGCGUCUUCUCUGGCUUUUCUCUGUGUUUGGGCUUUUUUUUGUUGUUGCUGUGGCUGCUAAGAGGAGCGGGUGGGGCCUCCCCAGCUGAUGGCACUGUGAGACGUGGUUUUAAUAAAUGAAUCGUGUGCCACAACCUGCACCCCCCACGAACCCUGUCGACCCACAGCUUUUAACUGUGCAUGUGUUUUCACAGCGUUUUUGGGUAGGAAAAAAAAAAGUGCAUCCAAGUGUUAAGUGCAGAAUUUCAAACCCUCACCCGUCAAGGGCUAGACCAUUUACCUUGCACUACCCCCUCUGUCCUAUGCUCCUCCUCACAUUUUAUGCCAUCCAUCCAACCCUCCUCUCUCAUGGGCCUACUGAUCAAUUCCUGGAGUUGUGAUGGUUGUGUGCAUAGAUAUGUGUCUGAAUGUUAGAGUGCUUGUGUCCCAAAGUACGUAUGUAGCAGCACUGUCGAUAGGCGGAGUAAUAAGACAUUAACCUGGAAAAUCUGUUGGACUUCAGCUUCUCUCUCUCAAUCUGAAUAUGGAGCUCCCCUGUAGCCACCAGGGUACAGGCAGGACUAUUCAGUUUUUUCUUUGGAAAUACUGACUUUGUACUUUUUUUUUUUUUCCAAAAUGUUUUCUUUAUUAUUUUUUUUUUUCCAGUGUUGUGCUUGUGAUUUCUGUAUUGUUCUCAAAAUGAUGAAUUCAACCAAUUACUUAACUGGAAUAUGUGCAUUUUAAACCAGCUAGAAAGGACAUUAAUACGCUUCUCCUGGACUCACUCAAGUAAUAAACAGUUAAGUCUUAGUCUUAAUUUACUGUAAGAAGUACAUGUACAGUAUGAACAUGUGCAUAUGUGGCUCAUCAGAUUCAGGCUGUAGAGAUGGUACGCCAUUGGAAGAAGAUGGGAGUCCUGUUCGUUCAUUUUAGUCAACAGAACCAGUAGAGUGGGGCAGAAACUGAAAUGGGGGCUGAUUUUAAAACUGAGCUGUGGGGUCGUGUGAUGAGUUUAUUUUGUCUGUUGGAAGGGUCACUGCCUGGUCUGCCCUGACAGAAGGAUAUAAUAAACAAUAGCUUCAGCUUGA
This is a messenger RNA of Acanthopagrus latus (yellowfin seabream), 2963 nucleotides long. RefSeq names its product FKBP prolyl isomerase 4 (gene fkbp4). NCBI's taxonomy places the organism in Eukaryota, Metazoa, Chordata, Actinopteri, Spariformes, Sparidae. The transcript is spliced from 11 exons. The record is from RefSeq and is a predicted model, not a curated record. The coding region runs from base 401 to 1762 and encodes 453 amino acids. Gene Ontology annotation, molecular function: peptidyl-prolyl cis-trans isomerase activity; protein binding.